UUUUAUGUCACUGUCUUUUGUCAUGAGUUACUUUAACUCAAGGGGAAAUUUUCUAUUUUACACAUAGAUAGAGAUUUAGGAUGGAUCAUAACAAAACUGAAUCUUUUUUCGCUAUUGUAAAUACAAGGCAAUUUCAGGAAGGUGUCUGCUGUUCUCCACACAGUAAUUGCUUUAGAGGACAGAGAUCAGAACAAUCUGUGCUGCCUAUUGGCUCCAAAAUCCACCAUUGGAAGUUGGAAAGUUGAACUGCUCAUUUUCUGGCUCCUAUAAAUAUCUGUUCUAUUUGGCUUCCAGAUCACCAGGAACAUCUGUACCAGAUCAUUAGAGGAGGAAAGAGGAUUUUGCAUCCUCAAUUUUUAUUGCUGCCAUAAAUACUUUGGUAGUCAUCGCACAGGGAAUCAGACUCUGCAGAGCCUGCAAUCUGCAUGUUAGACACGAUCCAGUGCAUUGCAGGCAUGGGCAGGAGAAAGGGAGGAGCGGGCAAAAUGGGAAUAAAAGGUUAAGUGGAAAGAGUUGGGGAUACAUCACAGUAUGGUUGACCACCAGCAAUUUGCAGGCAUAAUUAGGGGGAAAGGUUUGAUGAUAAAAAGGAGCCAUACUAAUUUCUGUGGGGACGUUUCUCCAGGUGUAGGGCAGGAACAGAAAGGGAUGAAAGCAUAGUACCAUCCCAGAGGGAUCCAGAUCAGUUUAAUCUGGUGGACACACCUUUGCAGAGGGAGGAUGAUAUGGGUAUCUGCCAGGCAAGCAAAAAAUAAGGGAAGAGUUGUCCUAGACUUCCAGAAUCCCCAUGAGGCUAACAGAUGUUGAUGUGGUAAUUCAGAGCAUCUGAUUUAAAAAGAGAAUACAUUAUUUUCUUUCAGCAGCACCAUUACAAUUACAAGAACAUCCUCUUUCCUACAGUGUGAACCCCAGACAUUUGCAGGUGGUCCUGGACAACAUUUGUGCACCAUUUAAUGUCUCUCUUCAGCUUCUGAAGAAGCAUCAGUUAUGACUGGCUUAUUUGAUCAGCUGAGUGCACAUAGUGGAGGAAUAUCAGAAACUAGAGGGGAAAACAUAAAAAGGAAAAACAAUCCUUAUAAUCCUUUCUCCAAUGGCAGUGGAUGUUCAGUGGCAAGUUCUAUUAAGUGCUCUCCCUUCAAUAGGAACAGCUGGUCAGAAUUAAUUUCUCAGCUCAGUGCUGUUGGUGGGUUUGUGUGGGAGUGAAAUGGAAGAGGAAAGUUCUCAGAAGCACUGAAACAUUCAAGUAUCACCAAGAGACAGGUACGUGGAGAUUCUGUAUUCCCUUGAUUAACUGGGAAAAAAAGAGACAGCAGUCAUCAGCAGUGUGCUCUCAUUACAUGAGUACUGCACUAAUUAUAGCAGGAAUUCAAUCUGUGCUCUACCCAUGGCUCCAGCAUAUUGGAGAUGCCAUGAGGUCUGGGUUUGGAGAUCCACAGGCUGCAUCGAUUGGAUAAUCAAGUUUGUUCAGUGUUCUUUGUAGAGCUGUAGGACUAGAACAAUAUUCCUGGCAUCCCUUGGAUGUCUAAAUGAAGGCUCAUUACCUUCUCUUUCUUUUGGCUUCUCACUCCUUUAACGCCAACAUCUUGGCAUAAAAACCUUGUUGCUACCAUGAUGCCUAAGGUUUGGUUUUUGGUUUGUUUGGUUUUUUGUUUUUAUUUUUGGAAGAAGUUGUUAUAAGCCAAUUGAUCAAUACAUAAUCUUAAGCUCAUUUCUGGGAGGUUUUGGAUGAUGCAUUAAAUUCUGGGAUCAGCAUUAAGUCCCCUUUCCUUGCCAGUCACAGUACAAUUUUGAAAUAACGCUGAUUCAAGACAUGCUGAAAAGACAGCAGAUUUUGAGAUGAAAGCCAAAAGUUUCUGAGUUCUCUAGGCCUAGGAGUUACUUGGGAAUGUAUUUUUGGAGACAGGGCUGUUUCAGGCUCCCACAACCAAGACUGAUGCUUGGCCAUAAAAGCACAUCAUGAGAGAAGGUUCUUAUCUCAAAUAAAUGAUCAAGUAAGUAGGCAAGGCUGACAAAAGGUGGGUCUAGAAGCAAAGAGGACUCAAUUCAGAUGCCUGUACAUAGGCAGGUGUCCAGUGCCACUGGAGAUGCCUUAAGAUAGGUCUGAUGGUAAUUUACACAAGAGUUGAUGCAGUCUCCCAGUCCUAUGCGCAGAGACAGUCUGCUCAGUAGCUCUGCCAAAAAUCCCUUCCUGUAAUCUCUUCUAAACCUUUCAAGGUCUGUGCAGUUGGUUGCAUGGAGCAUAAGCAAGGCAAUCAAGAAACAGAAUCCCUGUGCCAGAAGCAUCUUCAGCUGCUUCACUGGGCCUCUUAAAGGCUUCUUUUAGCUGUAAGUUUGGAUUUUUUUCAUGAACAAGAGCUUUGUGGAUUAGACCCAGAUGUACUGGAAAGUUUGGUGAGGUCUUCACAGUGUUUUAGUGUUGGCUGAUUGUCCCCUGAAACCACUGUAUUUCCCCAGAAGCAUAUAUAAACUGGUAAUUGCAUAUUAGCAAAACUAACUCAGCCAUUCAAUUAUUAUUCUGUAUAAAUUCUAUAUCUGUGAAAACAUCUAUUAUUGUUUUCCCCAUUGUUGAGAGAGUACUCAUAAAGCCAGCUGUCAUUUAUUUCUGUUGCAAGCAAUUGAGAGCUGAGGUAGUUGUUAAAAAGCACGAAUUAGAGGAGAUGACAUGAACCUCUCUUGGCAGCAUAUUCACAAAGAUAUCAUUUCAGGAGUUCAGAGCUUGCUCUGGAGCACAUUUGCCAAGGAGCAAGGUAGUGCUUCAUCUGCUGGAAGUGGGGACAAUACAAUCCUUGAACUUCUCCUGACUCAAAAAUGUGUUAUCCAUAAGCAGUUUGUUUAGCAAGAGUCCAGAUGUAGAUAUGAGCUGAGGAAGAGAUCUGUGGGUUUGUCACCUUCCUUCCUGUUCUGUGGCAUCCUCAGCUCUGAUAUUUACCUCUCAUUGAAGCCAGUUCCAUACGUAAGUUACGAGCAUUUUUUAUUAUCUGCAUAUAAUAAACUACAUCUGAAUAUCUGCAUGCAUCAAACACUUGAGCAGCUUGAUCCACUUUUGCAUAGGAAGCGAAUUUGAUGCCAUUCAGGAGUUCCAAGGGCCAGGUAUGCGCAUUUUUUGCCCCAUCCCUGGAAGUGUCCAAGGCCAGGCUGGAUGAGGCUCUGAGGAAGCUGGGCCAGUGGAGGGUGUCCCUGCCCAUGGUAGGGGGUGGAACUGGAUGAUCUUUAAGGUCUCUUCCAACCCAAAUGGUUUUGUGGUUCUGUAAUCUGCCAAGUCUCUGCUGUGGGGUCCAGAGCAGCACCAUGACAUAGCCUCUGUAUCCAGAUGAGAGUGGCCCCCUGUUCCUUGCCUUUCUCAAGCAUUAGAACAGGUCUCCUUUGGUAAUCUGUCCUUUUAGUACAGUUCUGGUUGGAAGCAACACCAGUCACAGGACCAAAGAGCAAAAGCUGCACAGUCCAGAAGCCCUCAGGAUUGUUUUCCUGCUGAUACUUGCUAUUGAUAAUGAUUUUGUGGCAAUCACUUCUAAACUAUGCUGGAGAUAGCCAGGUUUUUCACUGGUUAAUAUAUUUUUCCAUCUCAAUGGAGUUGUCUGAGCUCUCACACAUUCUACAUAACUGAGUUCCUUAUUACUGUGCCUGUCAUUCAUGUCCCUGCAAUCCCCUUUUUUCUUGCCAAAUCACUGAAUGAAAAACCCAAUUCACUUUGGCACUAAGAGCUCCCCUCAUACUAUUUCAGUGAAGGAGCAAUGUUGGGGGUUAUUUUUCUACUGAGUUCUUGCUGAAAGUAAAAGUUCUGAGGCUUUUGUGUGCAGUCCCUGCAGAGCUGCCCUUCACAGUUGUGCUAAAAUUCAUCAAAGGACACCCAUUCCUGGAGUGUAAAAGUACCACAUUGCUGAGGACAUCUCUCCAUCUGCCAGCCGUGCUAGUGAACAUCUGCAACAGCACCACUGGGAAUACUUCAGGAAGAGGGAAGGUUUUAAAAAAAUAAAACAUGUUUCAUGAUAUUAAAAACAAAAAUCCAGUUUAUGUGAGCAAUAAAAUAGUUUGCCCCAAAUGAAAUUUGUGAAAAUUCACUGCAGGUGAUUAUUUUUUCACCAGGGUAAAAAACAUUUGAUGGAAAAGUUUUGUGUCUGUAAUUCUGAGUCUUAUACAUCAGUAUAAAUAACUCAACAAACAUUACUUAAACUACCUGAUGGAUAUAAUAAAAUAUAGCCCCAUCUACAUGUGACAGAUAGAAAGCACUGAUCUGAUUUAUCACUUCCAUUGAUUCACACAGAUAAAUCACUGAACUCUUUUUAGGACUGGGGCACCAAAAAUACAGAAAUGAAACCUGCUGGUUCAUGAGCAAUUAGAAAACUUCAAGGAAAGGUCUUAAUAGAAAGCUCUGCAAGAAAGAAAAAAAAAAAACACCAAAAAAAAGUGUGUAAAGUUCACUAUGAUUAUAAAGUUCACUAUAAUUGUAAAGUCCACAAUAAUUGUCUCCCUGACCCUGGGUCAGCAAAAACCCAGUAUGCUACCAAAGGUCAGUCAAACCCUCUUCUAGACUGGAUUGCCCUUCUAAUGCCCUGACCCCCCCAAAUUCAAAAUCUUCAUCCUAAAUCACCUUUCCCAAAAACAUUUGUUUAAAUACUUCCAUGGUUUCCAUAAAUUACAGAAAUGCAGUAGCUGUCCAACAGCAUCAGCACGUGAUAUCUUUCAAUGAAAAACUCCCAACACAUGAUCUGCCUAAUUCCUAAAGCUGCUUUGAAAGGCUAAUCUUUGGUGUUUUGCCCUUCAAAAAGGUUUGUUAUGGAUCUGGUGACAGACACAACACAGUGGUAUGAGAAAUGGUACUACCCUCUAGUUUAUUUGGAGUUUGCUAAUGAUCUGUGCCCACUGGAAAAAAAAGAGGAUGUAUCCACACCCCAGGUGGCCCCAGGUGAUGAAGCUGAACCCCAUCACUUGACUUAGGGCUGUUUCUUGGAGAGUGGGGGCCCAGGGUCCUAGUUCUGCAUUGGUCCCCCCACGUGGGACUGAAUCACUGCAGCUCUCUGCAUUUUCCCUCGAUGCACUUGCUGGAGAUCACUUGGUGUCUCUGUCACACCUCUCCAAAUAUUCUCCUGUCAUUAAAAACAGUGACUCCCCCAGGGACACAGGCUGGAUGUGAGGGGAUGACUCCAGCUGAGUUUUCCCUGCCUUGAGUGACUGAGACUGAGUGAGAGUUGAGUGAGUGAGUGAGUGAGUGAGUGAGUGAGUGAGUGAGUGAGUGAGUGAGUGAGUGAGUGAGUGAGUGAGUGAGAGAGUGAGAUUCUCAUUGUUCUCUAUCCCCUCAUUUAGUGGUCUGGACUUAUUUUGAGCACUCAAAAGUCUUGCUGUCAGCCCCUUGUGCUGGUCUGAAGGAGUGCUCUAAACAGACUGCUUUCCAGCUGUGAUCCUUCGUCUUUUACUGUCUGCAAAGCUGUCAUGGCAUGUCCUGCAGAAACCUGCAGAAGAAAUGCUGGCCCGGGUCCCACUUGGCCAGGCUGGGCUCUUGGGCAUGGCACUAAAGGUCAGUGGUUCACUCCUGUGGAAUCCCAGGAAUCUUCUUCAUUUGUUUCCUCCUUCUUUCCAGUCCCCUAAUCAGAUAAACCGUGUGGGGAGAGGCAAGAGAGUGGGGGGAGGAGUAUGUGAUGUAACCUCUUAUUCUGGCUAAGUUGCGCGAUAACCCCACGGUGCCUGUGGCUCACAGUGGGGUUUAAGAGGCACCUCUAGAGGACUGAAGAAGAUGGCCUGAAGAUUCACCACGGCUGUGGGAGACCUCGCAGGGGAUGCACUCACCUCCUUUGUGGAGAGGAAGGCUGCAGCUCCUUGUCUUGCCGGCUCCACCUGCACCACGAGUGGCUGGGGACAGCCCUGGAGAAAGGGAUGCUUGGAGCCACUUGCGCUGCUGCGAGCUUGGGAUGGCUUCAACUUGGCAGAAAACUCAGGAAUUCUACAACUGGAUUCUUGAAAGUGGAGAUCCAAGGACAGACCCGUGGCCACUGGUUUACUCCCCACUUCCAGUCACCCUGAUCUUCACCUCCUACCUCUUCAUGGUGGCACUGGGACCGUCCUGCAUGCGGCAGCGGCAGCAGCUGGAGCUGAGGGCUCUGCUCCUCACCUACAACCUGGCCAUGGUGGCGUUAUCGAGCUACAUGUUUUAUGAGUUUCUGGUCACUUCAGUCUUGGCUAACUACAGCUACCUGUGCCAGCCAGUGGAUUACAGCCAGACAGAUGGCAAGAGUGUGUUGGUGGUUCUUCUUCUCCAAAGUCAUCGAGCUGCUGGAUACGGUUUUCUUAAUUCUGCGCAAGAAACAAGAGCAGGUGACUUUUCUGCACGUGUACCAUCACGGCUCUAUGCUCUUCAACUGGUGGUCAGGGGUCAAAUAUGUGCCUGGAGGACAAGCCUUCUUUGUUGGGAUGCUGAACUCCUUUGUCCACAUCUUCAUGUACGGCUACUAUGCCCUGGCCAGCCUGGGACCGCGGAUGCGCCAGCACCUGUGGUGGAAGCGUUACCUGACCAUCCUGCAGCUGAGUGCCCGUUCCCUGAUGGCUUCAACACCGCAGUCUUCCUCUACAUCCUCAGCCUCCUGGCUCUCUUCCUACGAUUCUACUAUCAGACCUACGUCAGGGGAAAGCGGGAAAAGCUGACUUGAAGGAAAUCAAAGAGGACAGAGAGCACAGCCUGAUGAACAUGAGCAUUCUCUGCUGCUUGUGACAUGGUUCCAGGAAGGAAAUGUAUCUGGGGAGUGUGUGUGAGGCCCAUGUCUAGCCUUCAAAUAUCCCAGGCUAGGGAGAAGAAAGGAACGAUGUAAACUCAGGGAUUAAGGAACUGAGGAGGCACACUUAAUUAAGCUGAGGCCAAGCUAAGCAAAGUAGUCACAAGCAUAGCAGGCUUUGGGACAUUUGCAAGAUAAGGUCUUUAUAAGGUCUUUUUCCCUUCCAUCUUUAACUUGGGGUCCAAGGUCUAGCAGCCAGCUACAACUCCCUGCAUCAUUUCUUAGGCUGUAGAGGGUUUCAUUGCAUCCACAGAACUAUCUCAGCUUGUUGUUGUAGGUCAGGCAGGGUCAUGUGCCUCCAGCCUGGAAAUCAAUGUCCAGGUAGCAGCAGCAGCCAAGAAUCCACAGGAUGUACGCUGCAUCCCACCCGUCCUGCUAAGGAAGCUCCUACUAGGCCUGGGGUGGUCCUGAUGGUUUAACUUCUUACCAGUAUAAGCAGCAAGGAAAUUGGACAUUAGGUUGUCUGGCUGGACAGGUGUCUUCACUGUCCUGAAGCUAAAGAAGGCAUUAUUAGCACUUUCAUCCUAAUAAGAAACCAGUGCAGUAAGAGUCACCAUGUCCCAUUUUCUGGAAUGCUCAUUUCCCUCUGGUUGCUCUCAUACCAACAGAGGAUUUGAAUGCAUGAAGAUACUUGGUAUUGCUCCUUGUAGAUGCCAUAAUUGAACUAGAAGGAAUAGACUGAUGUUCCCUCUUCAUAACUUUUUUCUCCAAUCUGUUAUUAUUUUUAAUACUCUUAUUUUUAAAUUUUGCUUCUUGUCAAACAUAAAGAGUUUAACAACACCACAAGCAACCACCUCCACUACCUAAUUGUAUAAGAAUUAAUAUAAAAUGUAUAAAAUCAAUUCAUCGGGUAGUGCAAAGCUGCAUAGCUCCAUUGAUUUUAAGAUAUCACUAACUGGUUUCUUUUUUUUGCUCCUAAAUCAACUACAACUACAAUUUGGCACUCAUAUUCAUCUGCAGAGUGUUAAAUACUGUUGAAGUUCUGAUGUGAUAGUACUUUGAAGAUCCUAAUUAAACUACAAAGUGGUAAUUAUUGAUUGAAUCCUGCUCAGCUGAUUAAAACUGGUACUACAGAGUAGUAGUAUUUUGUAAAAAACAAAGGUGUUGAAGGAGAGGAUUGGAAUCAGUGACAUGAUGCACUGCCAUUGCCAAGCCAAAUCCAUCUCAAAUAUAAAAAAAGUCUAACUCCUCUGGGAAUGUCCAGAGGACUAGAUCUGGCCUGAACAGCAAAUGGAUGUACCCCAAAAGACCUGUGUGCCCUUCACCAAUCUGGAGUCGAGUGGCUACAAAAAAUAAAUUCAACUUGUUCUUUGCUGGUCUGUGCUUGCACCCCAAUCCUUUCCUUCAGCCCCUCCACACACAUGCGGAAGCUAAAACAAUAUUCUGCCGUUCCUCGCCCUCCUCCCCUUCACACACAGCCACUAAGGACUUGUUCACACUGUCACAAGGUCACAUCAUCAGCGUCCUUCCUUUGAUUUGAGCAGUCUCUCUUCUGGUUGUGACUGGUGAGUAUGAGAAUCACUGCAUCUGUGCUGGGGAAGAGGAAUCCACCACCUUGGUUUUCUUCCUGUCAACUAUUUUUCCUUGCAAAUAAAUUAAUAAAUAAUGACACUUUCAAA
This is a messenger RNA of Melospiza melodia melodia, 8380 nucleotides long. Its product is annotated as very long chain fatty acid elongase 4-like. The record is from RefSeq and is a predicted model, not a curated record. Lineage: Eukaryota; Metazoa; Chordata; Aves; Passeriformes; Passerellidae. Gene Ontology annotation, cellular component: endoplasmic reticulum membrane. Bases 5772 to 6638 code for a protein of 288 amino acids. Gene Ontology annotation, biological process: fatty acid elongation, monounsaturated fatty acid; sphingolipid biosynthetic process; fatty acid elongation, polyunsaturated fatty acid. The transcript has 8 exons. Gene Ontology annotation, molecular function: fatty acid elongase activity.